GUGGUGCUGGUGGGAAAGGAACUUGGGGAAAGCCUGGGAGUGAAUUGAUGGUGGAACAUGAGGAUAUUAUAUCAGAUGUUAGGGAUCCUAACUAUGAUUUUGAAAAUCAGGAGGACUGUGAAUUUGAAGCUAUUGCACCAGAGUUAAAUACUGAAGACUUGGAGAAAACUGUUGAUCCCGCAAUACAUGAAUAUUUUGAACAUGGUGAUACACAAGAAGUUAUAGUUACUCUUGAAGAGCUGAACUUGGGCAAACUAAGACCUCAGAUUGUAUCAAUGGCUGUAAGCCUUGCAAUGGAACGUAAACCAUCUCAACGAGAGAUGACAUCUGUUCUUCUUUCUGAUAUGUAUGGGCAGAUACUUCAACAGGAAGAUAUAGCUGCUGGUUUUGAUUUGUUGUUGCAGAAUUUACCUGACCUUGUUCUUGAUACACCUGAUGCUGCAACUGUUUUGGGAAAUUUCAUUGCCCGUGCUGUUGCCGAUGAUUGUCUGCCCCCAAAGUUUGUUCAAAGUUAUAAGGGCAAAGUAGAGUGCAUGCAUGCAAGAGCUGCUUUGGAACAUGCUGAUGCUCUUUUGAGUAUGAAACAUGGACUAGUGCGUUUGGAUAAUGUAUGGGGCGUUGGUGGAGGCAUGAGGCCUGUGAAGUAUUUAAUCAACCAGAUGCAUCUGCUACUGAAAGAAUAUAUAUGUUCGGGUGAUAGUUCAGAGGCAUGCCGUUGUAUACAAGAGCUUGAAGUGCCCCAUUUUCAUCAUGAACUUGUGUUUGAAGCUGUAAUAAUGGUUAUUGAAGAUAUGCGGGAAAAAACAAUGGAUCUUAUGUGUAAGCUUUUCCAGGUUUUGGCAUCUAGUGUUAUCGUUACCCCUGAUCAAAUGACAAGGGGAUUCUUCCGGGUAUAUGAUGAAAUGCCUGAUAUUUGUAUUGAUGUGCCUCAAGCUUACACUGUAUUGGAGAAAUUUGUUACUAAGUGUCACAAUGCUGGCUUUUUAUUAGAUGAAGUUGUAAGAAAGAUGCCAUCCCGUGGACGAAAACGCUUUGUUUCUGAAGGAGAUGGAGGAGCUGUAAAGACAAAUUCCUACUAAUUUGUUUACCCUACAUACCAUGUCAUUGUUAUUGCAUGUGCAUCCUUUUUGUAUGUAUAUGUGUGCAAAGUUUCAGUAACUUUUUUUAGAAAUAGUUAAUCUGUGAAAUGGUAAAAAGUAAAUCUGGGGAUAUUGGAUGUGCAGGUUAUUUUGACAUGUAUUGUGAAAUCAUAAGUCCUUGUGAUGUGGCGGCAACUGCAUGUUUAACAGUUUUUCCAUAAUAAAGAGGUUCAUGUGUUAUGUCAAAAAAUUAUAUAUAUAUAUAGUGAGAAGUUCUGUAAUUUUUUAAUGUUAAUUAAAGCAAGCUUCCCAGUUUUAUGCCUAAAAAUUGUCAAUAUGUGCAGCAUACUUGAAAAUUGUUUUAUUAUAAGAUAAAGCUGUAUUGAAAACCAAAAUCUCAGUUUUUCUUAAAUUUUACUGUAUAAAUUUGAUGGUUCAUAAAAACUUGUUUUGAUGUUAUUUUGUAUAAAUGUGUUCACAUUUCUUAAAUAGAAGGGAAUAAUCUCAAAAUUCUCCAUGUAUUAUCUUAUACAGCAUUAUGUAACAAGUACUUUUCUUUUUUACUUAUUGCAGAGAAACAAAUUUAUGUGUUAAGAGUUUUAUGUAUCUUCAAAGUCAGAAUAAUCAUGCAGACAUUGCUGAUAUAAAUUUUUUUCAAAAUGUUUUAACUUCUACAAUGUGGUGGAUUUUUAUAUUUCAGGUAAAAUGUGAGUUAAUCAGACUUUUAAAUAAAAGUGUUUGUUCAUUUGUGUUCCAUUAAAAUAAUAUGGGAUAAAGUAGGUUUCCAAAUUGUAUGAAUGGUGACAUGUUGAAGAAUUCAUGAUCAUGUGUUAUAUAUAGUUUGUGAAAUUAAAAUAUUUGUGUGGAUUGUUGAAAAUUUGUAAACUACAUACAUAAGUAAUGUAAAUUAAAGAUCAGCAUAUAGUAUAUAAUUAUGCAUCUUAAAAAUUCCAAUGGUCUUUUCUGUGAACUUUUAUGUAAGACAUUUUACCUUAAAUAUGAGACAAAAUGAGAGGUGUGACACAAAAAUAAACAAGACUUGUCCAAUAAAUCAUUGUACUUACAGAAUCAGUUCUCCGUGACAUUAUCACCUUCAAAGUAGUUACCUUCAGCUUUCACACACUUCUGUAUUAGGCACUAUCAUUGCUGGUAAUAGUUCUGGAAUGAGGUUUUUGGAAAUCCCUUCAGGAGAUUCUCGGUUUUUGCCUGAACCUCUUCAGCUGAGUUAAAAUGGCAUCCCUUUAAGCAAGAUUUAACUUUAGGAAAUAAAAAAAGUCAAAUGGAGCCAAAUCAGGUGAAUAAAGAGGAUGCCCCAUCACAGUAAUGUUUUUGCUGGUCAGAAACUGCUUAACAGAUAGGCCCAUGUGAGUGGAUGCAUUAUCUUGGGGCAAUAGCAAUCCAUCACUCCACAACUGUGACCUUUUUUCCCCACAAAUUUUUUUUAGUACUUCCGCGUAGUUGUGUUGAUGAACACUGACCACUGGGAACCCACUCAAUCAUUACAAUUCCAUUAAUGUUGAUGAAAACAAUUAACAUUGCCUUGAAUUUUGAUUUUGACUUGCGUAAUUUGUCCUUUUCCCGUGAAAACCGCUCAUGCCAUUCAAACACAUGACAGUGAGACAGUUUCAUCUCCAUAAGCCUUAUUAACAUUUGAAAUGUUUUCGUGGCUGAUUUUCUUAAGUUUCACAAGAAACUUGAUGUUGAUUCGCUGUUCAGUUUUUACAUUAGACAUUUCUUCUGGCAGAAUGCAGUGGCACAUGUUCACUCAAUUAUGCACUCCCAACUUGUGUGAUUGGUUAAGUCGAAACUGGUUGCAUUGGAUAGAGAAAGUGUGUGGGAUGACAUCACCAAAACAGUUUUUGCCAACUCCACUCUUUUUCAAGUUAAAUUUAAUCUUUCUUUUUUUUUUUUUUUUUUUUUUUUUUUGAUUGUGUGUUGUGUGUGUGUGUGGGUCCACCUCCUAGAUAAAUAUUGUAUUUUUAAGAUUAUAUAUAUGAAAAAAUAUAUUUUAUAUAAUUAAUUACAAUAAAUGGAAAAAUAUUAUUUUUGGGGGGGAUGUACCUAUUUUCCCUUUAAUAAUUUAACAGAAAUAGCAAAUAUUGAAAAAUAUAGUACUAUGUAUUUUUUUGUUAAUGCAUAAAACAUACUUCUGUUUUGAGCAUGGAGAGCUAUUGUUCACCAAUUGUGAUACAACUGUAUUAUGGAAAAGGUGCUAGGUGUGUACAAGCAAUGUAUUUGAAAAAUAUAAUGUCAUUCAUAAAAAUGAUUUUGAAUUGUAAGAAAUAUGAAAAUUCCAAGGUAAUAUUCCAUUUUCAGAUGUUCAUCCCCCCUCAAACAAAUUCAUAAAUUGUAAAAUAUAGUAAUGAUUAUAGGUAUUAUAAACAAAUAUAAUUGCAAAAUAAAUACAUUAUGGAAUUCCAUUGGCAUUCAAAUUCUUGCAGGUCAUCUUCCCCUUUUCUGACACUCUAAUUCUGAGUUAUAGAAAGUGGAUUUAACAAUCCCCCUUUCAUCUUCUGAAUAAUUUUUAAUCACAAAAUUUACCUAAUAUUGUUGUUAGUUUGCUUGAUAGCAAAUUGUUAGAAUCGUUAUUUUUGGAAGUAUUUCCGAUUAUGAGUAUUAUAAAGUGAACUCAUUUUUGUAAGAGUAUUUUUUAAGCAUUUAAUUUUUCUUUAUUAUUUUUUCCUUUAUUUCCUUUUAUAUAAAAACUGUUGUUAAAGGUCAUGCUUGUGAGGCUGGAGAAUUGUUUGAGACAGUCGUGUGACUUCUUGUGUCUUAAUAAAUUUGAGAUUAAAUUAUG
Molecule: messenger RNA, 3876 nt
Organism: Stegodyphus dumicola
Lineage: Eukaryota; Metazoa; Arthropoda; Arachnida; Araneae; Eresidae
Gene: Pdcd4
Product: Programmed cell death 4
Biological process (GO): negative regulation of DNA-templated transcription
Cellular component (GO): nucleus; cytosol
Source: RefSeq, a predicted model, not a curated record